GACGUGCUCGUGUGAUCGUGCCGUUCGGACACGGCGGCAUCCGCUACUAUGACGCGUCUCGCGACUUCGUUGCCUACUGCGACUUCCACGGCUACGGCGACGUGAGGUGCACGCUCACGCGCGCUGGUCGCCCUGGCAAGCGGCCGUCGCAGGGGCGGCCGCUCGGCCUGCUGGCGGCGUGGCUCGAGGAUGCGCACGCCCACGGUGACAAGGCCUCUCGCUGCAACAAGAAUGCCCAUCCUGAUAGAGACAGUCGCGCGUGGGGCAGGAUUCUGCUGAAUGACACAGCGGGCUCCGCAGAUCUCUUUGAGCUGGAGCGGGACGCCCGCGACGACGAGGGCGAGGAGCCCGAG
Messenger RNA from Prorocentrum cordatum, 353 nucleotides. Lineage: Eukaryota; Dinophyceae; Prorocentrales; Prorocentraceae. The record is from the annotation of a GenBank genome assembly.